UCACUCACGGAUUCAUGAGAGAGAGGCGACGGGAAACAGGGGGCGCGCGCAGGCACUGAAGAGAGGAAAAAACGAACGCGAGCAGAGCACCGUGAUGUAUUUGGGGUGCUCGUGAGCCAGAAAAAUACUGCAUUGAGGGGGCAAUAAGGCAUUGUUUUCCGAGAGUACGCGCAAAUAUCGCGGUACCGUCAGCUCGAAGCAAGGAGAUUAUCCCAGAGAAGAGCGAACGAGGGGCUGGAGGACGGAGCACCAAUCCCGGAUGGCUAGGCGCGGCUGCUCGCGCUCUCUCCCACCCUGACCCGGGAGAGACACACGGACCGUGGGCACGCUCGGGGGCUUCACGUGAACCCAACCGGAGCUCGUUAACCCACAUUCGCCCUUUCUGUCGUUUUAUAUCUCGGCCUGUUUCCGCUGUGAAUCUUGUGUGGCGCACGGGACCGACCAUAAACAAACAAGGCAGCUGCUCGGGUGGGAGAGUGUUCAGCAAGCGACCUCUGAAGGGUGUGUGUCUGCGUUGUUACUGCGUUAUUCAGCCCAUUAGAGAUCAGCUGGACUGUAAGUGUUUGUGUGUGGAUAAAACAGGUCUGGGAUGUGGCUGGACUAGAGUGAGAGUCCAAGGAACCAGCGGCAUUAUGGGAUGUAGCAGGACUGUGCAGUGACCCCGCUUAUUGGAAGGAAACACUGUGUAAAGGAACAGGCACACUAGCCUGAACACACGCACACGCAUCCUCUUAUAUAUAACCUACGCACACACACAUCCCAGCAGCCAUGCCUGUCUUCAGUGGCCUGUUGAAGGUGCGAGUGUGUGAGGCAGUUGAUCUGAAGCCCACACCUUGGGCCCUGCGUCACGCUGUAGGGAAGAGUGGCUCCUUCCUGCUGGACCCAUACCUGGCCCUGAAUCUGGACCAUACCCGGCUGGGCCAGACCACCACUAGGACCAAGACCAACAGCCCCGCCUGGCACCAGGAGUUUUGCACUGAGGUCCGUGAGGGAAGGAGUCUGGAGCUGUCUGUCUUCCAUGAUGCACCCAUCGGAUAUGAUGACUUUGUGGCCAAUUGCACCAUCCAGUUGGAAGACCUGCUGCAGAACGGGACUAGGCACUACGAGGACUGGAUUGAUUUGGAGCCGGAGGGGAAGGUGUACGUGGUCAUUGAUCUGUCCGGAUCCUCCACUGAAGCCACGGGGACCAAUGAGAAUGAGGAGCGGGUGUUUCGAGAGAGGAUUGGCCCUCGCCGGCGACAGGGCGCCGUCCGAAGACGCGUCCAUCAAGUCAACGGACACAAGUUCAUGGCCACAUACCUGAGGCAACCAACCUACUGCUCACAUUGCAGAGAUUUCAUCUGGGGCGUGCUGGGGAAGCAGGGAUACCAGUGUCAGGUGUGCACGUGUGUCGUCCACAAGCGCUGCCAUGAGCUCAUCAUCACCAAGUGUGCCGGGAUGAAGAAGCAGGAGGACACACCUGAGGAGGUGGGUUCACAGCGGUUCAGUGUUAACAUGCCCCAUAAGUUCAGUAUUCACAACUACAAGGUGCCCACCUUCUGUGACCACUGUGGCUCCCUGCUGUGGGGCCUCAUGAGGCAGGGCCUGCAAUGCAAAGUGUGUAAGAUGAAUGUGCACAGGCGGUGUGAGUCCAAUGUAGCUCCUAACUGCGGUGUGGAUGCCCGAGGAAUCGCCAAGGUCCUGGCUGACCUCGGAGUCACGCCUGACAAGAUCUCCAACACCGCACUGCGCAGAAGGAAGUUGACUCCAGGGCAGGACCCUCCCCAGUCUCCUCCUGAGCUCUCCCAGACUGAGGACAACAGCUUCAGCCAGACAGCUGUCCCCACCUCCCCCUCACAGCAGGACUUGGCACAGUUAGUGCGCCUGCAGGACGCGCUGUCGCUCGACCAGCAGGGACCCCAACACACUUCUUCCUCCUCCUCCUCCUCUUCCUCCUCCUCCACCACCUCCUCCUCAUCCUCCUCCUCGGCAGGCAGGGAGAAUGGACAGAUCCAGAGAAGGACCCUCAAGGACUUCAACUUCAUCAAGGUUCUCGGCAAAGGCAGCUUCGGCAAGGUGAUGCUGGCUGAGCUGAAGGGGACAGAGGAAGUUUUCGCUGUCAAGGUCUUGAAGAAAGACGUGAUCCUGCAGGACGAUGACGUGGACUGCACCAUGACCGAGAAGCGCAUCCUGGCACUUGCCCGCCGACACCCCUACCUCACCCAGCUGUACUGCUGCUUCCAGACACGGGACCGUUUGUUUUUUGUUAUGGAAUAUGUGAACGGAGGCGACCUGAUGUUCCAGAUUCAGCGAUCCAGGAAGUUCGAUGAGCCUCGCUCUCGUUUCUAUGCCGCAGAAGUCACCUCAGCCCUCAUGUUCCUGCACCGCAACGGGGUCAUCUACAGGGAUCUGAAGCUGGAUAACAUCCUGUUGGAUGCAGAGGGACACUGUAAGCUGGCAGACUUCGGCAUGUGCAAGGAGGGCAUCAAGAACGGCGUGACCACCACAACCUUCUGUGGCACGCCUGACUACAUCGCCCCUGAGAUCCUUCAGGAGCUGGAGUACGGAGCCUCGGUGGACUGGUGGGCUCUGGGCGUGCUGAUGUACGAGAUGAUGGCCGGGCAGCCUCCGUUUGAAGCUGAUAAUGAAGAUGACUUGUUCGAGUCGAUUCUCCAUGAUGACGUCCUCUACCCCGUGUGGCUCAGCAAAGAAGCAGUUUCUAUCCUCAGAGCGUUCAUGACUAAGAACCCGGCCAAGCGUCUGGGCUGUGUGGUGACGCAGGGCUGCGAGGAGGCCAUCAAAACCCACGCCUUCUUCAGAGAGAUCGACUGGGUGCUGCUGGAGCAGAGGAAGGUCAAACCACCCUUUAAACCCCGAAUUAAGACAAAGCGAGAUGUGAAUAACUUUGACCAGGACUUCACCAAGGAAGACCCCGUGUUGACGCCCACGGACGAGGCCAUCAUCAGACAGAUCAACCAGGAGGAGUUCAAAGACUUCUCCUACUGCGCCCCCGAAGAGGCGCAGACCUAACGCGCACACACACACACACACACACACACACACACACACACACACACACACACACACACACACACACACACACACACACACACACACACACACACACACACACACACACACACAUACACUCACACACACACUGAUCCAAGAAAACAAAAUCCUACACGCACGUAUGCACACUUUGCUGACACUUAUACAUGUGUAGAACCAUAAAUCCCUUUACAAAACACACACACACACACACACACACACACACACACACACACACACACACACACACACACACACACACACACACACACACACACACAGUCCUUUACUUUGAAGCUAUUGGUUGUUGUUACUUUUUGGAAUAUUCUUUACUUGCAUUGUGUUGUACUUGUUGCCUGGGUUUAUUAUGAAUAUAAAUAUGACUAUGAAUAUACACAUCCGCACAUGCUCUCACACACACUUUAAAUACUGAUUUACAGAUAAACCAACACUACAAUCUUGAACUUUACUCUAACACGCUCACUGUACAUGCUCAGACAACCCAAACAAACACACACGCAGACACACGCGCACACACACACACUCUGACACUGCUUCUCUCCCCGGCACCAGGACUGUGCAGUGGGUGCUGGGCAGAGGCCUGUAUAUAGCCUGUGUUGAGUGGCUGUAUUGUGUUGGUAUCGUCUGCUAGUAAAAGAGAGUCGUGGCGCAUGGACAAGUACCCUACCUGUGUUAAUACUGUCCUUAUCAUGGACCAGUUAGGGCCAAAUACCCUUGUGCAAUACCCUGACUAUCAAUAUAUUUUAUUUGUUGUGAUAUUUUUGUCUUUUUUUUCUCCUCAAAAUGUGCAGUAUGAUUGAACUGUUGCGCUCAUCAUCCUCCUGUCUCGUGUGUAUAAAGUGAAUGUCGAGCUUACAAGUUACAGGCUAUUCAACUAAUUAUGUGGAGCAGAGUGUUACAGGCGGCCUGUGUAGCAGCGUAAAGCCCGAUUUCCAGCUCUGUCAUCCAUCUGCUACUCAGAGUGCGUGUCUGCCCGUGGGCGUUUUCUUUUUUCUUUGUCGUGAAUGUACAUUUUCGUACGUGUGAAUGCGUGAUUUUUUUUUUCUUGCUCCUUGUUGGUGUGUGACUUUUCGUCCUCAACAUUUCUGUUUCUAUAGUUACCAUCAGUGUUUUCAGCUCCCCCUCCCCUUCCUUCCCAUCUCCUCCAAAGCACCAGUUUCCCUUUCCUGCCUCCAUCAGCCAUCUCACUCAGCCAAAACCACUCUGACGUUUUAAUUUUCCAGAAUGGCUUUUCGUUCUUAUUGCUAUCUUUCUUUUUUAUUAUAGUAAUUAUUAUUAUUAAUAUUAUUGUAAAGUGUAACUGGAGGAAAUAUUUGUCUAUAAUACUAUAACUAUACUAUCAUAGGUCUGUUACAGCCGGGCGAAAAGAAAUGUGGAAAACCAGCAGCUGAAUUACCUCUCAUUUCAAUCACACACAUAGACAAAAGCACCACAUACAGACUCUCUCCUUCGCCUGAUCUUUCUUCUUCUUCUUCUUCUUCUCACUCUUUCUUACAAACACACAUGCACACACAGAGGAGGACUGUUGUCGCGCGUACUGUACAGUGAUCUGAAGGCCAGCUGAUGGCUCUGUGUGCAGUAGAGUCGGUGUGUAGUGAAGCUUCGUGCACCCAGGGGUAGGGCUGUUCCUGGUCACACUAUCUUACUCUGUGCCAAAAUGUAGUGCAACAGCCAGGCUAGUCCUGUCUGGUCUGAUUCCAAUAAAAACACUGAGCUGUCUACAUCA
Messenger RNA from Notothenia coriiceps (black rockcod), 4777 nucleotides. It is a transcript of the gene prkcea, whose product is annotated as protein kinase C, epsilon a. Lineage: Eukaryota; Metazoa; Chordata; Actinopteri; Perciformes; Nototheniidae. The transcript has 15 exons. Gene Ontology annotation, molecular function: diacylglycerol-dependent serine/threonine kinase activity; ATP binding. Bases 769 to 3009 code for a protein of 746 amino acids. Gene Ontology annotation, biological process: protein phosphorylation. The record is from RefSeq and is a predicted model, not a curated record.